Molecule: messenger RNA, 1453 nt
Organism: Caenorhabditis sp. 36 PRJEB53466
Lineage: Eukaryota; Metazoa; Nematoda; Chromadorea; Rhabditida; Rhabditidae
Source: the annotation of a GenBank genome assembly
AUGAGGUUUCCGUGGCCCAUAAACACACCGUUGGAAGUCUACGAGCAGGUCGGCGCCGAGCGAUUCGACCCCUCCUCGCACCGAUAUCAAAUGCCCUUUUUCUGGAAGCCAUUUGCAGUUCCAGCGACGCCCUCCUGGUCAGAAUUCAACGAUCUGCCAAGCGCAUUCCGAAUCUUUUAGGGCUCUUCUCGUUUGUAUAAUCGAGUGCAGCUUCGCAUUGAUCUGUUUCUUGGCCGUCAUGCUUCAUUACGCCAUAUUUCUGCCUUGGUGUGAUGUUUAUUCGAAGCCUCUAGUUGUAUUCUACCUCACCGCACUCCAAUAUGCAAUAUUCUAUUCUUUCAAAGUACGUUCAAUCUCCGAAAAUAUCGUCAACAAACCCUUGUUUGCAGGUCGUAUUUGUGAUCUCAAUAGUGGAACGGAACGCCCGUCUGCUCCGUCUCCAGCUCUUUUUCCAGUACGCCACGUGUGUGUUUCUCCUUCUCGACGCCGCGUUCGCUCUCGCCGCCGACUUCGGAGGAUACAACGAAGAGCUGAUCUACUGCGACAAGAAUCCGUUGUUGAUUCGAUUCGUCGCCAUCAUAUCACUCAUAUUCCUGUUCGUUCAAAUGUUCCUCCGAAUUAUCACAGUUCAAGUUUAUAAUUUCAUGUGGGACGUCAGAAAGUUUCGGUAUGUUUUGAUUCUCGUUUGUGGUAAUGCGGCAGGAAGUAUUGCAGGAAAGCGCUGAACAAUUCCAAGUGGCGAUACCGGAAACGAGUGCAUUUCACGUAUUGCUCUAUCAUGCAAGAGGACUUUAAGAACGAUCGGUUGCAGGUUAGACAUUUUCAGAAAAAGAGUUAAUUUUCGACGUUUCGACUUCCAGAAUAAGUCGGUCAGUGUGGCGAACCGCUUCCGGGAUGACCAAGAAGAGAUUCUGAAGCAGAUUCAAAAAAAGCAGAAUGUGACGAACAUCACAAUAGCUCCGGAUGAGCCGUUCGCAGAAACACAGAACCUUCUGAACGGCGGCAGGUCCAUUUCGGUCAGUGACUUUUGCCCGGAUUACCACUUGACAGGGGAGUUUCAGACAAUGUCGACGCCUUCUAAUCCGGCUACAAUCUCUUCUCCGCUCGGGAAAAGAAAACAUCGCUCCACUUCGUCGUCUUCCAAAAAAAUGAGAGACAACGAGGGUAAAAAGAUUCCAGUGGGAAAAAAAUCGCCGAAAAGGACCGGAGGAAUCAAAGUGCAACUCGAAGUAAGUCGUGUGCUCAAAGAUGGAUUAGCACAAAAUGAGCACUUGUGAGAGGGUCAGUAAUGUAGAAACUCAACAUUUUUCAGGUUGACUACGAUACAGCCCGUCUGUUAUUCAGUCCGAAUCGGAAGAACGGACGGCUUCCAAAUGUGAGAGUGGAAGAAGUCGAAGCGGAUUUCGACGACGACGAGGCCGAGCAGUCUGAGAACCCGCAGAACGUCGUCUGA